UUCUUCAAUCAAAAAUCAAAAGCGCAUUGCAUUUGUUCCAUCUUGCCGUCCUCUGUUGCAGAAGAAACCAUGAAAGGUCCUAGAGUUGUUGCGAUUGCUCACAAGAAACCUGAUGCAGAGAUUUUGAGGAAACGCAAGGCAGAGAGCAAAACGACGAAGGAGAGAGCGAACAAGAAGAAGGAUUCUAAAGCUCCCAAGCGUCCUCCCAGUGCUUUCUUUAUCUUCAUGGAGGACUUCAGAAAGUCAUUCAAAGAAAAUCAUCCCGAUAAAACACCUGUUUCAUCUGUUGGGAAAGCCGGCAGCCAAAAAUGGAAGUCGAUGUCUGAUGCUGACAAAGCUCCGUAUGUUGAGAAAGCUAAAAACAGGAAGGCAGAUUAUGUGAGAGCUAUUGAAGCUCAUAAGGAAAAACUUAAUGGCGCUGGGGCAGAUGAAAAGCCUGAGGACUCCGGGAAAUCCACUUCUGAGAUCCAUGAUGAGGCUGGCCAGGAAUCUAGCUCUUAGGUUUUCUCUUGCUUUAUUCAAUUUGUUUAUUGGUUUAUUGAGAAUGUUUAAUUGCCGUGACGGGUGAUGUUACUUUUUGCAGAUAGAUGUUAGAGGUGCUUUGAGAUCAAGGUGUGUACAGUGGUAAAGGAAUUAUCAACUGAAUAUGUGGUUAGAAGGUUUUAUGUUUCAUUUUCGCAUGUUAGUUUCCAUACAGGUUUAUCAUGACUAAAAAGAUGUUUAAAGCCAACUCAGGUGAUGCAGACUUAUGUUAACUGUUCACGGUCUCCUGUUUGUAAAUUCUGCGUUGCAUUUGUUGUUAUAUGCAUCAUUAACCAGAUGAGUCUACUGUUUUGGGAUAGAAGGGAACUCCUUGGUACCAAUUAUGGUAAAUACAAUAAUAUGAUGACUGUUUAAUUGUAA
Messenger RNA from Mangifera indica (mango), 903 nucleotides. Its product is annotated as high mobility group B protein 3-like. The transcript has 6 exons. The coding region runs from base 70 to 501 and encodes 143 amino acids. The record is from RefSeq and is a predicted model, not a curated record. NCBI's taxonomy places the organism in Eukaryota, Viridiplantae, Streptophyta, Magnoliopsida, Sapindales, Anacardiaceae.